CGGUCGGGGCGGUCAUAAACUAGCACGAUUCCCUUGCUUCGCCGUGGCCGCUUAUUUCUUCCCCGCACGAGCAGCACCAGCCGGUAGCAGGAGGAGAACAAACCAGCAACCUACUCCACCAGCAACCAGCAAACCGAGCAGAGCAGGCAAGGGAGAUGGGUUCCUUCCUCUCGUCCUUGGUCACGCCGCCCCCGGCGGCCGACGACCCCAACUGCGCCGUGGUCGCCGCGCACUCCAAGGCCACCUACGACGAGCAGUGGGCGGCCGCCAAGAGCAGCGGCAAGCUGGUCAGCUGGCCCCUCCCCCCCGCUCCUCUUCCCUUCCCCUUCCUUUGGUUCUCCCCCGUCUUGGGUGCUCUGGAUCUGAGUUGUCUUGGUUGCUCGGCGCUGCAGAUGGUGAUCGACUUCUCGGCGUCUUGGUGCGGGCCCUGCCGCUUCAUCGAGCCGGCCUUCAAGGAGAUGGCCUCCAAGUACACCGACGUCGCCUUCGUCAAGAUCGACGUCGACGAGCUCGCGGACGUCGCAAGGACAUGGAAGGUAGAGGCGAUGCCGACAUUUGUCCUAGCCAAGGGUGGGAAGGAGGUGAGCCGUGUGGUUGGGGCGAAGAAGGAUGAGCUUGAGAGGAAGAUCGGCAUGUUCAGAUCGUCUUCCUCAUACUAACUUAACAGUGCAUGCAAUCCCAUCAUAGUACAGGUUUCUGGUUUCACUAAGAAUUCUAGGGGCUCCUGUGGUUCGCCCAGGUUGAAAUGCCAUGUCAUUCUCCUCUAUGAAUGCUGCAAAAUUUGUGUGAAGUGCUGAUGAACGUGCCUGGGUUAAUAAAGUUUCUGAAACUUGGAUGUGAAUGUGUCAGUCUGGCUGUUCGGUUUA
Setaria italica (foxtail millet) is the source of this 866-nucleotide messenger RNA. RefSeq names its product thioredoxin H2-2. The transcript has 2 exons. The coding region runs from base 156 to 659 and encodes 167 amino acids. The record is from RefSeq and is a predicted model, not a curated record. NCBI's taxonomy places the organism in Eukaryota, Viridiplantae, Streptophyta, Magnoliopsida, Poales, Poaceae.